Beta vulgaris subsp. vulgaris (sugar beet) is the source of this 7345-nucleotide messenger RNA. RefSeq lists its product as hypothetical. Gene Ontology annotation, cellular component: plasma membrane. Gene Ontology annotation, molecular function: protein serine/threonine kinase activity; ATP binding. Gene Ontology annotation, biological process: cell surface receptor signaling pathway; protein phosphorylation. The transcript is spliced from 9 exons. Lineage: Eukaryota; Viridiplantae; Streptophyta; Magnoliopsida; Caryophyllales; Amaranthaceae. The coding region runs from base 4180 to 7179 and encodes 999 amino acids. The record is from RefSeq and is a predicted model, not a curated record.
AAAUUGUAAUUCUCAGUGUUAAUCUUAACUAUUUGGGGAGAUCUUUAAUUUUCUACAAUUUCAACUUUUCAAAUUAUUAGAUUCAUGAUGAAAAUUCUAGUUCACAUGCAUAAAUUGAGCUGAUGGAGAAAUCCCUAAAUUCAACCUAAGUUUCAUCCAUGGCAUUUAUGUAAAAUAAAUGAAGUAAAUUUUGUUUGAAAAAGAAGGUAGAAGAAAUUAAAGUGAAGACUUUGAACUUUUAAAGGGAACUUCAAUGAUGUUAAUUCACAAGGAAAAUAAAGUAAGACGAGUAUGGAAUCGAAGAAGAAUGAUUUCACAGCCAACUGACAAAUACUGGGAUUUUCGGGGAAGCGAAAAAAAUUAUAUGAAGUAUGGAGCAUGGGUAGUUGAAGAAAGCAUCUCUCUGUUCAUGGUAAGGCAAAUCCUAUUCGCCAUUUCUCGGUUGAUGAUCUUAACAAGAUGAAUGUAGAAAACAUCCUUAUUAUCGAGAGGGUUUCCGUGACUUGUAUCAUGGUUUUUGGGAGGGAAUAGUUUUAUUGGUAAAGAAGCCUGAUGUAGCUGACAAUAGGAAAGAGUACUUUUUGCGGGAAAUAGUGGUUGCCAUACAGAUGGUUACUCAUAAUAAUGCCCACAAAAUAUUAGGAUGUUGUCUUGAGACUGAAUGUCCUGUUCUUGUUUAUGAAUGGAUGUCACAUGAACUCUUGAGGGUUGUAUACUUGUCGGAGAUGAGAAUGGCCAAAACAAACAAGUAUUAGAGUGGAAGGACAGGCUAAGGAUUGUGUGGGAAAUAUCUCAUGUGGUUGCUUAUCUUCACACUGCUUUUCCAAGGCCCAUCAUCUACGGGCACUUGACACCUAUGAAUGUAUUCUUGGACCAGGAUAACAUUGGCAGAUUGUCCGACUUCAGUCUUUCUAUAUCGAUAUCAGAGGGGGUGAAGAAUUUGUUGAAAUAGAUCGGAUACCAGGGAGUAUUGACUAUAUGGCACCUGAAUACCACCAUGGCAAAGUAGCAGAGAGUGCAGCUGUGUAUUCAUUUGGUAUGCUUUUUCUCAUGCUCUUGACAGGAAAGAAGCCAUAUGAUUAUUACACUGAUGUGAUUCAGGAGAGACAUAUGAUGGAGUGGCUGAGUUACGUACUUGGGUGCAGAAUGUUGUAAAAAACAAGCUCAUCGGCAACAUUGUAGAUCCUGCAAUUACUAGAACCAUAGUAACAACCAUUGAAGACCUCCAGCUGAGAGCAUCUAUAGAGCUCGCAAUCAGGUGCAUCACAGUAGAAGGAAGCCACGAAGCCACAGACCAACAGUGGUGGGGGUUGCAACUAAGCUCAACAACAUGAUUACGUCGACUAAGGAAGAGUGCAUAUACAGAAAUUUCCAAGGAAGCAAAGAAAAUUUUAUAAAUAAUGAAGCUACUGUACUUGAAGAAAGCAUUUCCCUUUUAUUGUGAUAGAAUGAAUCCUAUCGAUUACUUGUAAAGUUGAUGAGCUCAACAACAUGAAUGUGGAGUUAUGGCAUAAAUGUUGUGAUUUGUACCAAGGUUCUUGGGAGGGGAGAGCUAUUCUGGUAAAGCUACCAGAAAGCGUACUCAAGGGUCCCGCGUCUUCUAAUGAAAUCCGAUUAAAGGUUUCGCGUGAAAUUGUGGUACACAGAUGGCUUCUCAUGAUAAUGUCCAUAAACUACUAGGAUGUUGCCUUGAGACUACAUUUCCGGUUCUUGUUUAUGAGUGGAUGGCAGCUAAAACUCUUGAAGAUCGUAUAUUACUCAAAGAUGAGAACCAUAACAAGCUACCUCUAUUAGAGUGGAAGGACAAGCUAAGGAUAGCAGGGGAAAUAUCUCAUGUUAUAUCCGAUUGUCACACAGCUUAUCAUAGGCCUAUCAUCCUUAGGAACUUUGAACUGGAUAGUGUUUUCCUAGACCAAGACAACACUGCAAAAUUAUCCAACUUCAGUCGUGUUUCUAUUCCUAUCGAUGGGGAAUUAUUGGUAGCAGAUUUUGGAAAAGAGACCAGGUAUUCAAAAUGGGUGGCACCUGAAUAUCAACAUCCUGGAAGAGUGGCAGAAAGUAUAGAUGUUUACUCAUUUGGCGUGCUUUGGCUUGUGCUCUUGUUUGGAAAGAAUGCUAUAUUGCUAGAUACCCAUAUGAAUUUAUGUAUAUGGUCAUUGCAAUGCUUCAAAGAUAACCGCAUUAGCGAGAUUCUAGGUCCUGCAAUUACUAGAAAAGGGGUGUCAGGAAUUGAAGACCAGCAGCUGAGUGCAUUUAUACAGCUCACAUUCAUGUGUAUGGCAAGAGAAGUUUACAGUAGACCAACUAUGGUGGAGGUUGCAACUAAGCUCAAGAAUAUGAUUUGAUCCUCUGUAUCUAUCCCUGCUACCAGUCUUUUACAGAGAGAGGACAUAUACCAGAUUUUCAGACGAAGCAGAGAAGACAUUUUAAGGAACGAAUCUAUGGUACUUGCAGAAAGCACUUCCUUGUUUCAUGGCAGAGUAGACCCUAUACGUUACUUCUCAGUUGAUGAACUUAACAACAUGAAUGUCGAGUUCUAUAUUAGUGAGGAGUUGUCCAUAAACAAUCUUGAUACGUGGGAUACAUGGUCAUGGCUAAAACAUUUUUCAUGGUACCGAGGUUUUUGGGAAGGAAGAGCUGUUUUUGUAAGACUAUCAAGUGGUAUAUUUAAGGAUCCAACAUCUGCUAAUAAGUUCUUAAAGAUGCUAUCGCAUGAAAUUGUGGUUGCUACACAGAUGGCUGCUCAUAAUAAUGUCCAUAAACAGACUACUAGGAUGUUGCCUUGAGACUAAAUUUCCCGUUCUUAUUUAUGAGUGGAUGGCAGCUGAAACUCUUGAAGAUUGUAUAUUACUCAGAGAUGAGAACCAAAAUAAGCUCCCUCUAUUAGAAUGGAAGGACAAGCUAAGGAUCGCUGUGGGGGUGAGGCUGCAGCGGUGGGGGCUACAGGGUGGAGUGGCUAGGUGGUAGUAGUUAUGGAGGAAAAGAAGCAGAGGAGAGAGAGAAGAGAAAACCUAUAUUUUUCAGGUUACCAACAGGUAAGGGUUCAUUUUCAGUAAAUACAUCUCAAAGGUGGGAUCAUUCCCAAAUUUAUGAAAGGUGGAACUGUUUUGGGAGGAUCGCUCAAAGGUGGGAUUAUUCCCAUCAAAAAAUCUUACUUAAAAUGACAAAAAGUGUCCUUGUGUUCUCAACACGUUUUCGAUUAACUCAUUUAAUUUCUUAUAUAAAACCCACCAUAUUCAAAGGCGGAUAAAUCCUUUUUGCUCAACUCAUCUAGUUAUACCUUGUGACAGCUUGUGUACCUAACAUCCUCUUCUAGUCCUCCUUAAUAAUCCCUCCGGUCUUUAUUAGUUUACCCGUUUCUUUUGCACAGAAUUUUAGGAGAAAUGAUAUCGUGGGACAUAGAAAGAAAGAGAAAAGUUUAAUUUAUAUUAAAGUUGAAUGUUUGUGUCAUGGAAAGUUAGUGGUUUCAUUCCAAAAAUAGAAACAAAAGAAAUGGGUAAACUAGUAAGAGACAUCCAAAAAAGAAAUACGGGUAAACUAAUAAAGACCGGAGGUAGUAUUUCUUAACUUUCUCCAUAUUUCACUUUAAAAAAAAAUAGAGGAAGAAAUAGAUAUUCAUACUACAUAAUUGAUAAUCCUCACAAUUUGCACUGGUUAUUAACUAUUUCAUCUGAUUUUUUAGUUGAUCUAUUUCCUUUGGACAUUCUUAUCGAGGUACUAUUUUGAACCUUUAUAUCUUUAAUUAUCAAUAAGCAAAAAUUAUAAAAAGUUAAUAUUUGGAAAAUAUACAUUGAGACAAAUUUAAUAAGAUCUUACAUGAUUAUAAAUUUUUUUCUUAAGUACAAAUCAUAAAAGAUAAUCAAAGUACUUUAUAUAAAUAAUUUCAAACGUCAAAACGGAUCAUCUAAUAAGAAUUGAGGAAGUAGUUUAAUUGAUGUGAUGGGUAUGGUGGACCUAUGAGUGUAAAAUAGAACAAUUGUUCCUCUUUAUUUGGAAAUUUGGACAAGGACCUGUGAUUGCGCGUCAAUUAAUUGACUCCUCAGUCAAGUUUACCGUGUCUGCGCACUUUUCAUCCCCACAUAAGACUUAUUGUCAUUAAGAGUAUGUCAUUAAGGUGCUUGAGUUAUCAUCAGAUAAAAGAAAAGGCGAAGACUCUCAACUUCAAAGGGAAUUUCAAACAUGGUAGGAACUCGCUUGAAAAAGAAAGUAAGACAAGUAUGGAAACGAAGCAGACUCAAUUUACAGCGAUGGAAUGAAUACUUAAUUUUUCGUGGAAGUGAAAAAAAUUAUAUAAGGAAUGGAGCAUGGGUACUUGAAGAAAGCAUAAAGUUGUUUCAUGGUAAGGCCAAUCCUAUUCGCCAUUUCUCAGUUGACAAUCUCAACAACAUGAAUGUGGAACGAAAACAGUAUUUGCCAUAUGAUUUUCACUACUUGUAUCCGUUGCAUCCGUUUCGCCGUGGUCUUUGGCAGGGAAUAGUUGUAUCGGUAAAGAUAGCUUAUUCAUUUCGAAAAAAAUUAUUGCAUGAAUUAGUGGUUGCUACACAAAUGAUUACUCAUAAUAAUGCCCACAAAAUAUUAGGAUGUUGUCUUGAGACUAAAUAUCCCGUUCUUGUUUAUGAAUGGGUGGGACCUUGUGAAAUUCUUGAUGCUCGUAUACUAUUGGAGUGGAAGGACAGGCUAAGGAUUGCAUGGGAAAUUUCUCAUGCGGUUGCCUAUCUUCACACCGCUUUUGCAAGGCCUAUCCUCCACUUGGACUUGAGCCCUCAAAAUGUGUUGUUGGACCUGGACAACACUGCCAGAUUGUCCGGCUUUAGUCAUUCUGAAUCAAUACCCGAGGGUGAAGAAUCUGUGAUAACAGAGUUAGGGAUAUCUGGCCAUGUGGCUCCUGAAUUUGGUGAGCCUGAAUUCAGAUAUUUCGAUCACAAAGUAGCAGAGAGUACGGAUGUGUAUGCAUUUGGCAUGCUUUUUACCACGCUCUUGAUAGGAUAUGCUAUUGGUAUUGGUUAUAAAAUGAGAACGACUGUGUCAGUUAAAAAGCAGUUGGAAUGUGCCAUAAAAAACAAGCUCAUCAGCAACAUUGUAGAUCCUGUAUCAACCAUUGAGGACCUCCAGCUAAGAGCAUCUAUAGAGCUCGUAAACAGGUGCAUCACAGUACAACACUGCAGGCCAACAAUGGUGGAGGUUGCAACUGAGCUCAAGAACAUGAUUAGAUUGACUGAGGGAGAUUGCAUAUACAGGAAUUUCCAGGGAAGCAAAGAAAAUUUUGUAACUAAUGAAGCCAUCGUACAUAAAGAAAGCAUUUCCCUUUUUGGUGAUAGAGUAAACCCUGUCCGCUACUUCUCAGUUAAUGAGCUCAACAAUAUGAAUGUGGAGAUACAUCACUGUCAUAGCUUGCACCAUGGUUCUUGGGAAGGGAGAGCUAUAUUGGUGAAACUACCGGAAAACAUACAUUGGAAUUAUUUCACAUCUUCUAAUGAGAUCCGAUCAAGGCUUUCACGUGAGAUUGUGAUUGCUGCACAGAUGGGUUUCCACAAUAAUGUCCCUAAACUACUAGGAUGUUGCCUUGAGACUAAAGUUCCAGUUAUUGUUUACGAAUGGAUGCAAAAUCUUGAAGAUCGUAUAUUACACAGAGAUGAGAACAAACACAAGCUACCUCUAUUGGAGUGGAAGGACAGGCUAAGGAUUGCGUGGGAAAUAUCUCAUUGUAUUUCUUGUCUUCACACAGCUUUUCAUAGGCCUAUCAUAUUUAACUGGGAACAUCAUGAUGUUUUCUUGGACCAAGACAACACUCCUAAAUUGUCUUUUAGUGUUUCCAUUACAGAGGAUGAAGAAAUUGGCAGAAUGGAAAGUCACGAGGUUGUGAAGUCAUUUGGCUUGCUUGUUCUUGUUCUCUUGACCGGGAAAACUUCUGAAUUUUCAUCUAGUGGCGAUGGAGAAAGUACAAAUUUGACUGAUCUGAUUAAUUGGGUAACCAAAGAAACCACAAAGGACCACAUUAAUGAGAUUUUAGAUCCUGCAAUGACUAGAAUAGGAGUGACAAAAAUUGAAGACCACCAGAUGAGUGCAUCUCUAGAGCUUGCACUCCUGUGCACCGCAGAAGUUUACCUGAGACCACCAAUGCAAGAGAUUGCAGCUAAGCUCAAGAACAUGAUCGAAUACCCUGAAUCGAUCCUUACCACCAGCAUUUUUGAGGGAACAAGAAUAUACAAGAUUUUCCGAGGAAGCGAAGAAAAUUUAAAAAAAAACGAAACCAUUGUACUUGAAGAAAGCAUUUCCUUUCUUGUCGGAGUGGAUGACGUCCGCUACUUCUCAAUUGAUGAGCUUAACAAUAUGAAUGUGGAGCAAUCAUCUGACAAGAUGGUGUCGGAUUUGAAUAACAUAGGUGAGGUAGUUUGUAACUGGAAUUGGUACCAAGGCUCUUGGGAAGGGAGAGCUGUUUUGGUAAAGCUAUCAGAUGGUGUAAUACAUCGGAAUGGAAAAUCUGCUAAUGAGAUCAUUGUGAGCCUUUCUCGUGAAAUAGUGAUAGCUACACACAUGGGUACUCAUGAGAAUGUCCAUAAAUUACUAGGAUGUUGCCUUGAGACUGAAUUUCCAGUUCUUGUUUAUGAGUGGAUAGAAACUUGUCUCGAAGAUCGCAUAGUACUCAAAGAUGAUGAGAACCAAAAAAAACUACCUGUAUUAGAGUUGAAAGACAGGCUAAGGAUUGCAUGGGAAAUAUCUCAACUUCUUUCCUAUUUUCACACAGCUUUUCAUAGGCCUGUCGUCUACAAGCUACAUAAAUUCCAUAUGCCUGCAGUUUUCUUGGACCAGGACAACACUGCCAAGUUGUCUGACUUCCAUAAUUGUUAUCCCAUUUCAGUGGGUGAGGAAACUAGUCUAAUGGCAGCAAGUGUGUUCUUCUUUGGCCAUUUACUUAUUUCUCUCUUGACUGCAAAGUCAACGUCUUGGAUUUAUAACAAUAUUACGUGGAAAGGCUCCAAAGAGGACCGUAUUAGUAAGAAUGUAGAUCCUGUACUCAGUGAAAAUGGAGUGGCAACCACUAAACUGAAUGCAGCUAUAAAGCUUGCAGUUAGGUGUAUAGAAGAAAAAACACACAGAAGGCCAACCAUGGUGGAUGUCGCAGCCAAGCUCUACAACAUGAUCAAAUCCUCUAAAUCAACAACCAGCAGUAUCGUGUAAAGACUAAACUCCCAUGUCAAAUUUGCCCAAUUCUACUCCAGAGUUGUCUUACAUUUAUUUGAUCGAUUGCAUUUAUAGUUUAUGUUUCCCUUGUCGGUUACCUUAAUGUGCAGCAAGACUAUAAAAGGCAUUAAUAAUGCUUACAAUAUUACUCUUUUUCAUUGUA